AUGUAAGAAGAAUCUAAACCAAAAAAUUGUGCACAUAACUUAGAAAAGCCCGUUUAGGAGAGAUAGUCAAAGGAAUUUGUAGGAUUAAAAAAUAAGGGUGCCACAUGCUAUUUAAAUUCAUUGAUUUAAGCAUAUUACGCGACUCCAGAGUUUAGAAAAUCUAUAUUUGAUAUGCAAUUAUGUGUAGAAAAUAUUACUAAAAAGAGCAAUUUUGUAGAAAAUACAAAUAGGCACAACUUUUUGCUAGCAUUCCAAAAACUUUUUGUAGAAAUGUAGGAAUUAAAUGUUUCUCACAUGAGCACUGAAGACGUUACUAAAAGUUUUGGUUGGGACUCCAACGAAGCCCUGUAGCAACAAGAUAUAUAGGAAGCAAUUAGAGUUAUUUUUGAUGGAUUAGAAAAAGCUCUUAAAGGAACUGAAUUUUAAAAUAAACUAUUAGAAAACUUCAAAAUCGAGACUGUUGAUAAAAUAAAAUGUUUAAAUUGCGGAAAUUCUAGUGAAAGAAUUAAUAUAUAAUAUGAUUUAAUGACUUAAAUCAAAGGGUAAACUUGUCUAGAAGAAAGUUUGAUCAAUUUUUAAAAUUAUGAAAAGCUUAAUGGCGACAAUAAAUACAAUUGUGAAAAUUGUGGCUCUAAGUAAGACGCUUUAAAGGGGACAAUUAUCAGAAAACUUCCUAACAUUUUGACUAUAUCUUUGCUACGUUUUGAAUUCGAUAUGGUAAAAUUGUAGAGGAGUAAGCUGAAUGACAGAUUUACCUUUGGAUUAGAGUUAGAUGCUUCUCUAUUUUGUGAUUAAUUUGAUGAUUUAUAAUCCGACUAAGGAGAAUAAUCUAUUUAUGAGCUUUAUGCUGUACUUAUCCAUAAAGGUGGAGCUCAUGGAGGACACUAUCAUACAUAUAUUAGAGAUUUCUCUUAAAAUAGUGACUGGGUAGAUCCUAAAAUUAAAAAAGAAUCUAACCAAGAUGAGAUAAAUUAAAAUUCAGAUGCAUCAAAAUAGAUGGAAAUAGAAAUCUAAGAUAACCACGAAAAGUCAUCAAAUGGAAAGAAUGGCAACGGGAAUCAUUAAAAUGGAAAUAGCAGUAGUAGCUAUAAUAACAAAUCUUUAAAAAGAAAUACAAGAAGAGCAAACAAAGGUAAUGACUAAUAAGAUGAUGAACCUUUUCCAAUUCCAGUCGAAAAUCAAAGUCUAUUAGAGAAUUGGUUUGAUAUUGAUGAUGAAAUCAUCAAAUGCAUUUCAGGAAAUAAAAUAUAAAAAUAAUUUGGUAGUAAUUCUGAUAAAGAAAGUGCUUACAUUUUAUUGUACAGAAAAAAAUCUCUUCCAAGGCUAAACUUGAAAAUACCUGCAUACUUUGAAGAGCACAUUAAUUCCAUCAACAAUGUUUUCUAAUAAGAAAGAACCCACUAUGAAAACGAAAAAAAUUCAAUAGAAUUGGCAAUUAGAUCUUAUGAAAAUUUGAAUUUAAAGACUUUUAAGUUCAACGAAAAUGCAGAACCUACAAAAAUGAUAAAAAUCUCUAAAAAUUAAAAAGUUUCUGAUCUUUACGAACUGCUGAACUUAAGUAGCGAGUAUUCCCUAUUCGAAAUAGCCUAUUGUGAAAAUUAAAUGGUUUAAAUUUACUAAGAGGUUAUUUAUGAUGAGGAAAAAAAAGUAGGAGAUAUGGAUUUAGAACAUCGCUCAGAACUCAUAUAUAUAAGUAAAUUGUAAAAUGAAAUUGAUUACAAUAAAAUGCAGAAAUAUUGUGGUAAAGAAAACACUCCUUAUUUGAUCAAGGUUAUAAAAAAUGGUGAGAAUCAGGGUGAUAUUAUAUUCCACAGUAGUAGAAGCUUGAGAGAUCUUAAAUAAACUCUUGUACACUUAUAUGAUGUACCUUAUCAUAAAUAGUAUCUGAAAGUUGCCAACGGAGGAGCUACAUAGCAAAUUCCAAAUCAUGUUUCAUCAGAAGAAUAGACUAUUAGUGAUUUAGGCAUCAUCUAAGACUCAACCAUUAUUUUAAGUGAAUUAGAAGAUACUGAAAUGAUUCAGGAAGGAAAACUCUAAGAAGAUCAAAGAUAUAUAAUUCUAGAAUAUGGCAAAGGACAGCCAAAAAAAUAUGUGAUUAAUAUAAAUGACACUCUUAUGAAAAUUAAAAAUUAAUUUGUCGAAUCUUUAACAAACGACCCAAAAUUAACAUGGAGAUUCAGACAUGUUGACGAAAAUAAAAUCUAUAAACAUGAAGACUAUGAUAAAUCAUUCAAGGAAAUUAUGCCAGAGAGUACUUAAUAAGAUGAAAUUAGGUUAUAAUUAGAGGAAGGCCCUACUCCUAACAAAGAAGAAGUUAUCAUCACCUUCAAGUUUUAUGAUGAUAAUUUUCAGCAAGAUGUAUCAAGAGAGGUGAUAGCAAAUCAAUCUUCAACAAUCAAAGAAGUAAAAGAAAAAGCUUGUUCUCUGUUAGAACUGGAUCCAUAGGAAUAUUUCGUGUAUAAAGUAGAUGAAAAUGAGCAACCUUCAACUUGUGUGAAAAGAGAAGGACAACUUUUAAACUCUUCAAACUUAAAAAAAUGCACACUAUUUUAUUUGAUAUCAAUUACAUAAAAUGUAGGAGUUUCUGAAUAAGAGUAUGUGCUCUAUUACUAUCCUGAUGAUAAUUAUGCCAAUUCUGCUUUCAUAGGCUAAAUUAUCUUAAAUAAAAACUUAACUGUAGAUGAAAUAAAAGAAACCAUAGCUCAAAAUGAAAAGCUUAGAGAUCUCACACUUCACUUAGUUGAUAAAUUAGAAAAAGAUAAUAUUAGAUUAAGAGAAAUGAGAAAAAACCAUUAAAUGGGUACUAUACUGAAAAAGAGUGAUAAAAAAUUUGGUAAAAUUGUUGGUAGCUCAAUUGAAGUGCUGUGUGUAUAGAUUAAAGCUUAAAAAGAAGUUUUAGAAGAAGAUGACUUAGUCCUCCAAAUCACAAAGCGUAAAGUUGAAACUUAAAGUUACGAAUAAAAUGAAGAAUUCAUCUUCAAGGCUGGAAAGGCACCUACUAUAAAUGACUUAAAAAGAGAGAUUAUAAAGCAUUUGAAAUUAGAAAUUACUGAAGAUGAAAUUGAUAUAGCUAAGCAUUACAUAAAUUAAUUUGAGUGGCGAGAAAUCAACUUAAAAACAAUUUAAAAAUACAAAGAAUCAUAGUUAAAAGCCAUUACAAAAAAAAAAGGUAAGAAGAAGAAAGGUACAGCUUCUAAGUCAUAAACUUCAAAUUAAUAAAAUUAAGUGCCACAAGAGAGUGAAUUAAUUGGUAAAUUAAAUAAUUAAAAAUAAAUUAAAUAUUUUAUUCAACAAAUUAAAAGAUAUUUUAGAAGAUUUGAAGAAAAGUCCUUACCUUUUAAAAGAUGGAGGUAUUUAAUUAAAUUUAAAUAAACUAACAUCUAUUUUUUAAUACAAAUAAAAAUUUAGAUGAAAUUGGAUAUAGACUUAAAAGUGAAAACUUGGAUGGGAAGGAUGAUUUUCAAACUGAGUAAGAUAAAGAAAAUAAAAAAAUUUACUAAACAAAAAAGAAAAACAAAGAUUAGUGGUAAUCCAUCAAUUUUGAUGAUGACAAGGGAUUUGUGCUAAACUUAAACUUUGAAGAUGACGAUGAUGAAGAUAAUGAUAUGCAAGAGGAAAAAGAUGAUUCUAAUGAGUGAUUAAAAGAAUUUUUGGGUAUGUAUCUACUUACUUGCUGUAUUUUUUAAUCUUAUCAUAAAAAAAUUUUUUUCAAGGGAAUUAAAAAUUUACUUUUAUUUAUAUCUAAAUUAACUUAAAAUGUAUGUAUUAUAUAUAUUUAUUUCAAAUUAUUUAAUAUUUUAUAAUAAAAUAAUAAUUCUCAAAUUAGUUUUCUAUAUACAUUUAAACAAACAAUUAUCAAACAUUAGUCUUGCCUUAUUUAUCAUAGAUACAUUUUUAGUUUUAUUUUUAAAAAGUAUGUAUUUACAAUAAAUUCUCAUCAAAAAGUUAUAGACUAAAUUGUAUAUUUAAAAAAAUUUUUAAAUUAAAUAGAGAUAAAAUGAAUAUAUAAUUCGUUUUUAUCUUCAUUAAUCAAGUGAAAAGCCCAAAAUUAUAUAGUUUAUUAAUAUUCAAUUUAAAAUUUAAAAUUUUUUAUUAGAUUCUGUUUUUAUAUAAAAUUCAUAAUUGAAUUUAUUUUAAUAAUAAAUCUUUAUUAAAAAAAUCAUUGCAAAAAAAUUUACUCAUUAUAUUUUAUCAAACUACAAAUUAAAAUUUUUUAUAAAUCAAAUGAAUCUUAAAAAAUUUUUUGUUUUUUAUAGAUUGUUAAGAUUUAUAAGUAAAAUGAUAAUUUAUAGACACUAAUUAAUUGUGUAUAAAAUUUUUUGUAAAAUUUCAAUAUCCAUCAGUUUAUGUUAAAAGAAAUAUUGCAAAUGUUUAUGUUUAUUAAUUUUAUUUGCAUAAUCAAUUUAGUUUAUACUAGCAUAAAAGAAUAAUAUUAAUUCUUGUCAUUUUUAAAGUAUGAUUUCAAGAUUAUUACAUUUUAAGAAUCAAAUGAAUCUUUAAAAACAUUAUCUCAUUUUUGAUUUAAAUAUCUAAAAUUAAAAAUAACAAUAAAUCUUUAUCUUUACUUAUAUUAAUUUAUUUAAUUGA
This is a messenger RNA of Tetrahymena thermophila SB210, 4587 nucleotides long. RefSeq names its product ubiquitin carboxy-terminal hydrolase. NCBI's taxonomy places the organism in Eukaryota, Ciliophora, Oligohymenophorea, Hymenostomatida, Tetrahymenidae. The record is from RefSeq and is a predicted model, not a curated record. Gene Ontology annotation, biological process: protein deubiquitination. The transcript has 18 exons. Gene Ontology annotation, molecular function: cysteine-type deubiquitinase activity; cysteine-type endopeptidase activity. Gene Ontology annotation, cellular component: nucleus; cytosol.